Messenger RNA from Bufo bufo (common toad), 718 nucleotides. RefSeq names its product protein S100-B-like. Bases 1 to 339 code for a protein of 112 amino acids. Gene Ontology annotation, biological process: positive regulation of canonical NF-kappaB signal transduction; positive regulation of cell population proliferation. The record is from RefSeq and is a predicted model, not a curated record. Lineage: Eukaryota; Metazoa; Chordata; Amphibia; Anura; Bufonidae. The transcript has 3 exons. Gene Ontology annotation, cellular component: cytoplasm; nucleus. Gene Ontology annotation, molecular function: transition metal ion binding; RAGE receptor binding; S100 protein binding.
AUGGAUUCACUGAAGCCAAAAAGCACCUGCCCUUCAAGUUUUCCAAGUUUACCAGAUGGACAAGCGCUGACAGAGCUGGAAAGCUCCAUGGUAAAUAUCAUACGGAUCUUCCAUUCUUAUUCUAAUGAACACUGCAAGCUGAGGAGGAAAAAUCUGAAAGAACUGAUCAACAACCAGAUGUCAACAUUUGUGAAGCAAGUCCAAGACACAGACACACUUGAUGUUAUUUUCAGAGACUUGGACGCAAACCACGACCGGGAGAUAGAUUUUAGUGAAUUUGCUGCGCUAAUUGCCAUGGUUACAUCAGCAUGUCACACCUCCUUCCAUGAAGCACAGUGAAGGAGUCAAGACGCCAUAGUCAUAGCAUGUAACACUAUUUUUGGAUGGAUGUGGAUUUUCAUUGUAUUUUACAUGCAGUACAGUGAAUACUAGAGAGCUGUAUGUAUUAUUUAUGCAAAAAUAUGACGCGCCGUGUCUCGGUUACAUUGCAAUCAUGCUAUUUGUAUGUGCAUUACUGCCGUUGUUCUUUCAGUUUUUUUGUACAUGCAUCUUUCUAGAGGACUCGCUGUAUGUCUCCCUAAAAUGAGCUUUACAUUCUGUGUGGAUAAGGGCCAUAUAAAAACUGCACAUUACGUGUCAGUUAAGCAGAAAAAGUAUUUUGCAUAGUGCAUAUCUCCCAACUUUUUGGACAGUCAACGAGGGACACGUUUGGGUUCAU